UUUUUUUUUUUUUUCCCUUAAAUUUAACUUUCAUGCUUGGGCAUGGAGGAAGAUGUAAUGUUACAAGGCAGCAGUGUUGAUCCUGACCCUGCCCCAAAAAUAGACCACAAGAUCUCUCUUAAUGAGUUCUCUUGUCACUGCUGCUAUGAUAUCUUGGUAAACCCCACCACUCUGAACUGUGGCCAUAGUUUCUGCAGGCACUGCCUUGCGCUCUGGUGGUCAUCUUCAAAGAAAACUGAGUGUCCUGAAUGCAGAGAGAAGUGGGAAGGAUUCCCUAAAGUAAACAUACUACUUAGGGAUGUCAUAGAAAAACUGUUUCCUGAUCAAAUACAACAGAAGUAUCAGGAUAUUGAGCAAAACCAUGAACUUAAAAAGAUCCUUCAAGAGUUUAGUAAAUUUGGCAGUGACCAGAACAAAACCUCAUCUUCUGGAGAUGUUCGUCAGAACCCCCAAAGAGGAGGGGGUUUCUUCUCUGGUGUUCUGACUGCGUUAACUGCAGUGGCGGUUGUUCUGCUUGUGUAUCACUGGAGCAGUAGAGAGUCUGAACAUGACCUUUUGGUUCAUAAACCAGUUACUAAAUGGACUCCUGAAGAGGUUGUCCUUUGGCUAGAGCAAUUGGGUCCAUGGGCUUCCCAUUACAAAGAACGAUUUUUAUCGGAGGCAGUUAAUGGAAGACUCCUUUUGACGUUGGCUGAGGAAGAAUUCUCCAAAGAACCUUUUAGUAUAGAAAAUAGCAGCCACAGAAGAGCCAUUUUACUGGAGUUGGACAGAGUGAAAACGCUUGGUGUCAAGCCUCCUCAAAAUAUAUGGGAAUAUAAGGCAGUGAACUCUGGAAAGUCAUUAUUUCUGUUAUAUGCUUUGAAGAGUUCUCCACGGCUCAGCAUGUUGUACAUGUACGUCUUUGACUACACAGAAACAUUUUUACCUUUCAUCCACACAACGUGUCCUUUAGAAGAAGAUCAACAGGAAGAUAUAAUCUCCACAUUCAUUGAUCUGCAUGAACCAACAUGGAAGCAAUGGAGAGAGUUUAUUGUGAAGUAUUUGUUUCUUCCAUAUCAACUUAUUGCUGAGUUUGCUUGGGACUGGUUAGAAGUUCAUUAUUGGACAUCACGGUUUAUUAUUGUUAAUGCAAUGUUGCUCUCCGUCCAGGAAUUAUUCUCAUUCUGGAGAUUGUGGUCAAGGAGAGAACUAAAAUCUCUUCCACGUCUAAUGUGGGGACAUUUUUGGAAAAUGUCAACCCAGGGACUCUUUGUCGCCAUUUUCUGGCCUGUAAUUCCUCAGUUUAUCUGCAACUGCUUGUUUUACUGGGCUUUGUAUUUUAACCCAAUAAUAAACAUUGAUCUGGUUGUCAAAGAAAUUAGAAGACUGGAAACACAAGCGAUGUGAAUUUCAGAAAUGCACACCAGAGACUGAAUGAAUAGGGCAUGUCAGAAGUCUGCACUUCUUAACAGAAGGUCAAGAUGGUUUUUAUACCUCUCUUGCAACACGUUUUCUUUAAUUGCGGUGAUCAAUAUUAUUAUUAUUUUUUUUUCUUUUUCCUCUCCAAGGAAGCAGAUAAUUAAUGUAUUGGGAGCAAAUGUGUCUAGUUUAUUUUAUAAUGUGAUUGGGAUAGUCACGGGUUUCUGAUAAAUAAACUUUUUAGUCCGUUCAAAAAGAAAUUGGUUUUUAAUCGAACACCAACAGCUAGAUGUUUUGUUCACAUGGGACCUGUCUUGGCAUGGUCAUGAGAAAUAGCAUGAUUUUGUAAAAUCUAUAGGAGACCUAUGCCAAACCCAUUACAAUUUCUGGAUGUUGAUGGUGGAUUAGGUCACUGUUCAUUUCACUAUAUGAAAGCAUGUCAAUUUGUGUUUGAUAUUGGUUCCUCUAAUUUCACUGUGGUAAAAGUAUUUAAAAUAUUAUCUUUCACAGAUAUUCCGUGGCUCGUGCCAUCUGUUUUUAAAUCUACAUAAAUAAUGAAGAAAAGAACGAACACACUAAAAUUAGAAAAAUAACUGGAAUAUUGCCAAAAUCAGUUUGCUUGAUUUCAAAGUAUGAUUUUUAAGCAAUCCUAAAAUUUCAACAUGUAAAAUUGUAGGAUAGCGGGAAUGCAUUGAGACAUUAAAUUAGCAGAAAGCAACCUAGAUUAUGUUCUAUGAUUUUACAGGUUGUUUGUGAUUAAAAAAACAAAAAAAAAGCUACUGUGUCAAACGUUCUGAAGUUAUAUUCUCCUCUGAGGAAAUGUACAUAAUUUUUAUUACCGCUUUUAACAUCUAUUUUUUUUUUUUUUCUUCUUUCCAGAUUAGAUUAUACUCUUAAUUUUAAACUUGUCAGAUAACUGAAAUGCUUGGGUAACAGGCUUGUAUAGUGGUAAAUGGCAUUUUAUUUGACCAAAAGAGGGGGGGGAAAAAAAGCUCAAGUUUAAUUAGCAAAAUGUUGUAAUGUUUGUUUUUACAGCUGUAUACAUAUGUGGUAUAAAACAAUUGAUUGGCAGGCUUUAUAUUUUUAAAAUGUGCUCAAAAAGCUAAACCUGUGUGCUUUUAAAGGAAUGCUCCAAUUAAUCAAUUUUGAAUUUGGUCAUAGUUAUUUCUGGAAUAAACAUUUAUUGGUAUCCUAGUUGAAAA
Messenger RNA from Pelobates fuscus (common spadefoot toad), 2600 nucleotides. It is a transcript of the gene BFAR, whose product is annotated as bifunctional apoptosis regulator. Gene Ontology annotation, molecular function: protein binding; ubiquitin protein ligase activity. The transcript is spliced from 7 exons. The coding region runs from base 43 to 1386 and encodes 447 amino acids. Gene Ontology annotation, biological process: proteasome-mediated ubiquitin-dependent protein catabolic process. Lineage: Eukaryota; Metazoa; Chordata; Amphibia; Anura; Pelobatidae. The record is from RefSeq and is a predicted model, not a curated record.